AUGGAACAACCUCUUGGGUAUAUUGACCCUCACUUCCAUAAUCAUGUCUGUCAGAUGAAGAAAGCUCUUUAUGGCCUCAAACAGACUCCUCUUGCCUGGUUUCAGCAAUUCAGCUCUUUUCUCAUUCAACUUGGUUUUUAUUGCAGUCGUGCCGACACAUCACUCUUUUUCUUUCACAAGCAGUCUGACAUUAUUUAUUUGCUUCUUUAUGUUGAUGAUAUCAUUAUUACAGGUAACAACUCAUCUCUUCUUGCCAGCUUUACUCGUAAGCUUAAUUCUGAGUUUGCUACUAAGGAUUUGGGUUCUCUCAGUUACUUUCUUGGUCUGGAAGCUACAUCCACCACUGAUGGUCUAUUUAUCAGUCAACUGAAAUAUGCAUGGGACAUCCUCAUGCUAGCUCAGUUACUUGACAGCAAGCCUGUUCACACUACCAUGGUUGUUUCUCAGCACCUGUCUUCUGAUGGUCCUCUGUUUUCGGAUCCUACUCUUUACCGAUCUCUUGUUGGUGCUCUCCAGUAUUGGACUAUCACGCGUCCCGAUAUUGCUUACGCUGUAAACUCUGUCAAUCAAUUUUUGCACUCUCCGACUGAAGACCAUUUUCUUGCUGUCAUGCACAUUUUUCGCUAUGUUAAGGGUACACUGCAUAUUGGCCUCACUUUUCAUCCAUCUGUUGCUCCUGGUGCUUUAGUUGCUUACUCUGAUGCCGACUGGGCAGGAUGUCCUAACACUCAUCACUCUACCUUUGGUUAUUCUAUUUACCUUGGCAACAACUUGGUUUCUUGGAGUGCCAAGAAGCAACCUAUUGUUUCUCGUUCAAGUUGUGAGUCUGAGUAUUGUGCCCUUGCUCUAGCUGCCGUUGAACUUCUUUGGCUGACGCAUCUCCUUCAUGACCUUAGAAUUUCUCUUCCACAACAACCUCUUCUCCUAUGUGACAAGAAAAGUGCUAUUUUUUUUAGCUCCAACCCCAUCUCUCACAAACAAGCCAAGCAUAUUGAGUUAGACUACCACUUUCUUCAUGAACUUGUUGUUGCUGGCAAACUUCGCACCCAGUAUGUGCCCUCUCACUUACAGGUUUCUAAUAUCUUAACCAAAAGUGUGCCUAGGCCUCUCUUUCAAUUUUUCCACUCCAAGCUCCACGUCUGUUCAAAUCCAACACUCAACUUGCGAGGGGGUGUUGAGGCCUUCCAUAUGUGCAUCCAUUGA
Juglans regia (Persian walnut) is the source of this 1203-nucleotide messenger RNA. RefSeq lists its product as uncharacterized. NCBI's taxonomy places the organism in Eukaryota, Viridiplantae, Streptophyta, Magnoliopsida, Fagales, Juglandaceae. Bases 1 to 1203 code for a protein of 400 amino acids. The transcript has a single exon. The record is from RefSeq and is a predicted model, not a curated record.